AUGUCCUGUAACGAGGACAAUCGAUGUGGCGAGGACGAAUCGAGACGAGGCACAAUAAACUCGGUAUUUGUGCCAUUUGCACAAUCGGCGUACACUCCUCGUGGCCUGCAUGAGCUGAUGCAGAAGCGGCAGUCUGGCUGGACUCGACUGCGGGUUCGAACUCGCCCGACCGUUUCAUGCCGCCUCCUCACUGCGCCCAAAACUCGAGACUCGAGACUCGAGACCAGAUGCAGAAACAAGUUUGCUGGAUGCGCCUCCACUCUAGCGAGGAGGGAGUUUUGUGGCUCUCUAUCGUGCAUGCGUUGGUACAGAUUUGUAGCUUUCGCAGACAGACAUUUUGGUACCAAUUUCGGAUGCUGUUAUCAGAAAUCGGAUUUUGGUUUCUUAGGGCGGAUACUUGAGUUUGCAUCAAAUGUAAUCCUUUUUGUCGACGGUAGUGGUGAUCUCGACGUGGCCUGGCCUCAGCCCCACAGUGGGAUUCGACCCUUCGUGGUGGAUGACGCUUAA
Protopolystoma xenopodis is the source of this 507-nucleotide messenger RNA. NCBI's taxonomy places the organism in Eukaryota, Metazoa, Platyhelminthes, Monogenea, Polystomatidea, Polystomatidae. The record is from the annotation of a GenBank genome assembly.